This is a messenger RNA of Melospiza georgiana, 2176 nucleotides long. Its product is annotated as coiled-coil alpha-helical rod protein 1-like. The transcript is spliced from 10 exons. NCBI's taxonomy places the organism in Eukaryota, Metazoa, Chordata, Aves, Passeriformes, Passerellidae. The coding region runs from base 53 to 1252 and encodes 399 amino acids. The record is from RefSeq and is a predicted model, not a curated record.
GCACCGCGCGGGGUAACUGGGAGAGACUGGGCGGGGAACUGGAAGGUCGCCGAUGGCCGAGCCCCGCCCGGGCCCUCCCAGUGCUCCCAGUGCCUCCCAAUACUCCCAGUUCUCCCCUCCCAGUGCUCCCAGUGCCUCCCAAUACUCCCAGUUCUCCCCUCCCAGUGCUCCCAGUGCCCCCCAAUGCUCCCAGUUGCCCCCUCCCAGUCUGGAGGGCCUCAUUCCCCCCUCCCACUUUGUGCUGCGCCCCAGGUCCCUGGGGGCGGAGCUUGAGGCAGAAAGGGGGCGUGUCCAUGAGUUGGAGGUGGAGCUGAAAGCACUGAAGGGGCGGAGCCAUCAGCUGGAGGCGGAGCUUGAGGCAGAAAAGGGGCGGAGCCAUUGGCUGGAGGUGGAACUUAAGACAGAAAGGGGGCGGAGCCAAGCGCUGAGGGUGGAACUCGAUGCCCUGAGGGGGCGUGGCCAGCGAUUGGAGGCAGAGCUGGCUGCAGAAAAGGGGCGGAGCCAAAUCCUGGAGAUGGAGCUGGAGACCUUCAGGGGGCGGGGCCUGGGCCCAGAGGGGGCGGAGCCAAGCCCAGAGCAGGUGCUGCUGGGCCGCUGGCGCCAGAAGGUUUUCCAGCUGCUGCUGCAGGUGAGCCUGCAACGGGGCCAGGAGCUGCGGCUGCAGGGACAGGUGCGCUCCCUGGGUGCUGCAGUGGCCUCCGGGUCCCGCCAGGUGUCGCUGUUGGAGCUGCGGCUGCGCCAGGGGGAGCAGGAGAGACAGGCCCUGUCCCAGGAGCGGCUCCGGGCGGAGGCGGCCGAGGAGGAACUGGGGAAACUGGGCCAGGCCCUGAGCCGGCUGUUGGGGACACUGGGCGUGGCCCUGGCCGAUGUCACUGUGGCCGUCGGGGCCCUGGGGACCCUCAGUGAGCGCCUGGGACGGGCCCAGCACCGACUGCAGGCGCUGGUGGCCUCAGGGCGGCUCCGGUGGCGGCGGAAACCGGAGGGGACAGCAGGGGACAGCAGCACGGUGGCCCCGGAGGUGACAUCGGAGAAGGUGAGGGGGUGGCACCGAGGGGACACCAGGGGUGGCUCUGUCCCCAGGGUGUCACCCCCAUGUCCCCACCAGGCCACCAAGGGUGGGGACAGGACCCAGCCAUGCCCAGGCACAGUGUCCCUGGCCCCGUUGGUGACGCAGCUCCAGGCCCUUGGUGCCGCCAUCCUCGGGGACACUGGGGACCCAGCAGUGCCAGCGCCCCCAUGGGGACACCGGUGACGUCAUCGGGGACACAGGUGACAUCAUCAGGGAGUGAUGUCACUGCCAGGACAGAGAUGACAUCACUGCGGAGGUGAUGAUGUCACUAUGGUGAUGUUGAUGAUGUCACUAUGAUGGUGAUGACAUCAUGGCUCUGCCCCAGCCCUGGCUUGGUGUCACUUUGUCCCCACCCAGCCCCUGAUGUCCCCAAAGCUGCCACAACCAUCCCAGAGGGUCCCCAGAGAAUCCCUGAUGUCCCCAGGGAGCUUCUUUGGUGUCCCCAACCCCCCCCAAAUGGCCUCCUGGUGUCCCCACAUGUCCCAGGAAUGUCCCCAGUUUACCCAAGGUGUCCCCAACCCCUCCCAGUGUCCCCAACCCUGCCCAAAGUGUCCCCAAAGAUGGACAUGGUAACAGAAGUUCCCUUGGUUACAGAAGUCCUGCCCAUCCUGUGCUGCCAUUGGCUGCUGUGCUCAGGACUGAGAGCGCUGAUUGGCUGGGUUUGAAGGGGGCGGGGCUAAACACAGAACGGGGCCUGAACCAGUACAGACUCAACUGGGAACUGGGAUAAACUGGGAACUGGGCCCAAACCAGUACAGACUGAACUAGGAGUGAUCCCAAACCAGUACAGGGGCUAAACUGGGAACUGGGAUGAGCUGGGACCAGUGCCUGAACUGGGACCAGAACCCCAGACUGGUCCGGGAGCCACAGUGAUCACUCACAGACCCAGCACUGCUUCUGGUUUGUACUGGUUCAUACUGGUCCAUAUUCCUCCAUAGUGAUUUAUGCUGGUUUGUACUGGUUUGUACUGUUUCAUACUGGUCCAUACCAGUCACUGGCCAUACUCCAGCCCCGCUGUGUGUCUCCUGUGCUCUCCCAGUGGUGUCUGAGCUGCAAGCGCGGGGGACAGUGGCCACAGGAGAAUGGCUGCAGCCUGAGGGUCAGCAG